Molecule: messenger RNA, 24722 nt
Organism: Cinara cedri
Lineage: Eukaryota; Metazoa; Arthropoda; Insecta; Hemiptera; Aphididae
Source: the annotation of a GenBank genome assembly
AUGAAGAGAUUCACGUGGCGCGGCUUGCUGGCCGUGUUCGCGUUUACCGCGGUCGCGUUCCAGCAGCACACCGAGGCCAAGAAAGACUUGCCGACCGGCAGAUCCGUGACUCCGACGCCCGAACCACCGGCCGCGACGUACAGACCCAAAGACCAAACGGAACCGAUCAUCGAAGAGGUGACGGCCAAGCAGCUGGAACGAGUGCUCAACGAAAAGGACUACGUCGCCGUGUUUUGGUGUGAGUAGUGUCAGCACGUGUUUUUUUUUUAUUUUUAUUUUUUACCCAAUUAACGUUGGGAUUGAGGUGUAGGAGAUCCCUGGUUUCGUUGGGAUAGGUUAGAAUACCUAUAUAGUAUAUUAUUAUUUAUUUUAUUCGAUUUGUUUAGGGAUAAUUUUUCCCGUGACUACAUUUCCAACAUGCAUACGUGAUAUAAAUAGCUCGUACGAAUUAUAUAAUAACAAUCGAGAAGCAGUAAAAAUAACUCGUCCUGAGUAUAUAAAUAAAAUGUUGUGGAAUGAAAAUACUUAUAUUAUAGUCUCGAAGCUGUAAGAUUUGUAUAAUCAUACAAGUUCGUCAAAUUCGUGGGUGAUAAAAAAAAAAGAUAUGAAGACUAUAUUUUACUCCACCGCGUAAACAAAACGAGUUACGAAAACCUCAUUAAAUUAUCCACUCAAAUAUUUGUUUAAAUUAUGAUUAUGUAUAGUAUUUAUUUAAAAAACAAAACUCUGCUCGUAAAGGAAUAAUUUAAAUUGUUGAAUGGUCAUAUUAUACUGGAGUAAGAACAGAUACUUGCACAGCCAUUUGGCAAAAUCUAUAAAUCUUGCCCCAAAUUUUAAAAACUGAGAGUUGGCAACCGCAUAAUAUUAUGAGUCACUGGCUGGGAUUUCAAUAGCGGAAAAAAAAAGAAAAAGAAAAAUAUUAAUUCUAUUUGAAUGAAUUGCCAAACUAAGUAUGUGUUGUUAAAAUAACAGAAACUCGGUUAUAAUAAUUAUUAUAAUUAUCUAAUUUGAUUAAAAACAACCAGAAUCGGUUUUUCUUCAUAUCAAAUUAACGUAGUUUGAUCGAAAAAAAUACUGUGGAGAAGAAGAAAAUUGAAUUGUUAUCGUAAAAAUAAUACGUACGAUUGUUAUUCUAUGCCAAACCGUAAUUUGAUACCUAGUGCUUGUGUGUGACGUACCUAUAAUACGGUAUAUUAUUAUAUUAAAACUGGCUGUUUGUUUUUAUAUUAUUUUAAGUAUGUUAAAAUGAAUGUGAAAUAAGUGUAAAAUUUGAAUCGUAUUAAAUGGAUAUUGGUUUUGGCAUGCAUUAUAUCGUUAUUAGUACACGGCGGCGUGUUAGAAAAUGUUAAGUGUGGGUACCGGGACUAUACGUCAUCGUUAUAAUUCACUAGGUCAAACAAAGAUGUGUUGACGAUUUUAUUAAUAACCUCCCCUCGUGAAAACGUUAUUAUUAGACUUCGUCGUUAUAGAAUACAACCCGAAAGUUGAAUGGUUUUUUUAUUAUUAUUAUUUUUUUUUUUAGAGUCGAAGGACGUUAUUUUGGAGAAAAAAAACGUUAUUAUAGGAUAAUCCGAUUUCGUGUUGUAUCCCACUGUAUAGUACAAGUUUGUUGGCAGUCCGUUUGAAUUGUUUUAGUUUCUGACCUUUCUAAAUGGAAGAGUAUUUCGCGGUGGAAGAGAGAGAAAUUAGGAUUGUAAAACGCGCGCGCGACGGUCAUGGCAUUACGGUUAUACAAUCCCUCGGCUGUGCUGUUGACGAUUUCGCGGAGGCCGAACGCCGGAGAUAAUAAUAGCACACGUCUGACUCCAUCUGAGGUAGUGUGGCCCGUUCAUUUCGUCUUUGCUAAACUGACAUCGUGCACAACAGCUGUUUCGAAAUGUUUUAUAAAAAUGAUGAAAUUUUCACACGAAUAUUAUACUGUUGGUUAUUAAAUUGUAGCACCACCACAGCAAUAGUUAUAAUGACAUUAAUCCAAUAAAUGAGAAACUUAUAGGUACUUAUUAAAACGAAGAUUUUAUGUAACAAUUGUUAAAAGUUUAAUGUUAUUAAAAAUCUCAAUUUUGUGUUGUCUACACAUUUGUCUAAUCGCAUAUAGAGAUUAUUUUUUUUUUUUAACACCACCGAUUACCAUUUGAAAUAUUUCAAUCAAAUUCAAAAUCAAAACAAAAAUUGCUUCGCAGAAUUGAUCACCCCGCCAUAAUGUAUGAUUGGUGUAUUAUUUAAUACCCAAAAUGAUUUCUGUGACUCAGUGGGAGAGAACAAAUUAGACAGAGGGAAUGCUGUUUUAAUUAGUAUAUAAGAAUGUACACAAAUAUUUUAAAAUGUUCACCGCUGCAUAAAUGGUAGUAAAAUAUUUAUGCUUAUCCAAAUAUUUGGUCUUAAUUCAAAAUUAAAAGGGCGUCCCGUCAUUAAUGCUCGUAAAUGAAAACGAUUAAUAUUGGUUUACAACUUUUAAAGUUUUAAUUAACCGUCAAUAUAAAAAUGUGCAAGAUAAAGAAAUUUGAUAAUGUGGAAUGUGGAGGAUAUAAAUAACUUGUUUAAUAAAUUCAAAUAUAUAUGUUAUACAUUAAUAUAUGUGGUGUUUGUUUAUAUAUAUAUUAAAUACUAUUUUAAACGAAUAAAAAUGAAUAUAAAUUCAUUAUAUUUAUUUCAUCGGAGUAUAAUAUUUCUACAUAGAUUCUAGUGGUUAUUAACAACCGCAUUUAGUGAUGACAAAAUGUACAUUUUUAAGGUGUUAAUUUUAAAUUCAUUGCAAAGUUUACGGUUUACAACUUGGUACCAUUCUUUUGUGCACAUUGCACACGUUACAUAUCAUAUAUUUAUGGGUACCUAAUGGUAAAAACAACAUUAACGAAUAUAUCGUUUACAUUAGCAUUGCAUUAAAAUUGGCAAAUAAAAAAAAAUCUCAUCAGAUAAAUUGAAAUGAUUAAAAAUUAUAGUAGUCCCGGAUUUGAGAGAUGGCUAUAGAGUGAUCACCAUCGUUAUCACAGUUUGUUUGGAUUUUAUUUUAAUCUAUUAAAAAAUCUAAAUGUAUUUCUGAAAUUGGUUAAUUUUUAUGAGCGAAAAACGGUUCAUUCCCAUCCCUCUGUUUAAGUACUGAUUGGCCAAAAUCCAAUUGGAGGUAGUAAUAAGUGGCAAAAGAAAAUGAACACAAAAUUAAUUGGAAACAUUCAAAAAGUGAAAAAAAACAAUAUGAUAUGCAGAAUUGUUUUGGAAAAAAAUAAAAACAUUAGGUAUGUGAAAAAUAUUUAAAUGAGAAUAGGCACAAACCAAAUUAUUUGAAAGAAUAUAGUAUAAUAUAUCAUAACUCAUAAGAUAUUUGUCAUUUAUACUUUUUAAAUUUUUUUUUAAUAAAAAUAUAUAAAUAAAUAUACAUAUAAAUUUAAGAUAUUUUUUUUAUUUUUACAUGUUAAUGCUUAUUACAGUGGACAUUGACGACGUUUAUUUUAAAUAUAUAUUUAGUGAAUGAAUAUUAAUCAUUUAACAGAUAUUAUACUUAAGUAAAUUGUGUAAAAUAUUAAAAUGUUGCAUUUUCAUUUCAAAAUACCAGAUGAUCCAUUUAAAAGGGUACACUCAUUAUCUCGGAAAGUGUUAACGUUUUCCAGAAUUUGUUUUCUAGAACAUUUACUAAAACAAGCUGCUCUACAACUAUAUAUUUACGUUAUUUUUUUGUCAGCCUUAUUUUUGGUGGUAAAACUAUCACCUACUGGAAUAUUAGUUAUAAUAAAUUUUAGUGUUGAUAUUUUUUAUUUCCGUCAACCCAUUAACGAGGUAUUUCACUUUUAGUUUAGGUUGGAUGAGAGGAGUGGAGUAUCAUUUGUGUAGCGGUACACACAUUAUACGCGGUAUAAUGCACCACUACACUAAGUGAAUACUUUCUGAGAUAAUGAAUGUACUCACUUAAAUGGAUCAACUGGUGUGAUGUUCGAUUCUGUUGAUAAACUGACAAUUAGCGCUAACAAAUAAUAUUUUACGAGGCAUUGUGAUAACGGUCCUAAAUAUGUAAAUCGCCAAUAUUACAUUUUUUUUUAUUUAUUUAUUUAAAUGCCAAAUGACAAUUAUAAUGGAAUACAUGGAAUUAUUAUUAAUAACAAGGUAGUGAAUGGAUAACAAUAGCAAAGAAAAAUAACAGUAAAUAACAAUAAUGAAAAAAACAUCGUUUAUUGUAUAUUGUGUGUAUUAUUUUAAUAUUGAUUGAGACUGGAAUCAACACAUACGAUUUGGAAUAUUUACUAUUAAAUACAUCAAAAUUUGCAAAGAUUUUAAUAAAGUAAUUUCAAAAUUAUCCAAAAACCCCGAUGCUCCAUGAGAUCUGGGGCUUAGUGGCACUGUCCUACUUUUCCCUAUGAUAGCUACGUCACCGAUAACAUACGAAAAACUACUUUUUAGUAGUAUACCGUAUACAAUUUAUUGUACUUAAUGCUACUGAAUGUAUCUGAUUCUUUGAAAGAAAUUUUUGAUUAUCUGUGGCAAAAGUAGGAAACGUACUAUUGUAUUAUUGAUCUUUGUGAACAAACUAAGAUGCCCUUUAUUCGAAAUAUUUGAUUUUUCACGGUUUUUAGUUUAUUUUUGUGUGCUUUUAAUUAUAAGAACAUAUUUUGCCUCAGUAUUAUCGAAUAAUCAAUUAAAACUUUUUUUUUUUUUACAAUAAUUGUAAGAAUCUCUUUUUUUUAAGGUUUUGCAUGUUUAUUAUUGGCCAAUGAAUAAACCAUUUAUAAUUAUUAUUCGUAAUUUUGAAUUUGUUGAUAAAUACAAAUUUCUUCAACUCUUAAAUUAAAUACUAAAAAUAUAUGUAAUAUAUGUAAUAUAUAUGUAUUUAGAUACCAGAAGUUGUCUUACUUGUGAUAAAGUAUUAGAAGAACUCGAAAACAUUGAUGACGAUACUGAUACUUUUGGAGUAGAUUUUGUGAAAAUUAAUGACAAACGGCUAGCUAAACAUUAUGGAAUUAAAAAUUUUCCAGCACUCACUUAUUUCCGAAAGAAAGAACCCAUUAUUUAUGAAGGCAUGUACAUUUAUAAUGUUUGUUUUUAUUUAGCCAUUUAAUUUAAGGUUUAUAUUAAAAAUGGGUUUGUUUAGGAGAUCUAAUGGAUGAAGAAUCGGUAUUAGAAUUUUUAACUAGUCUAGAAGCUUUAGAUUUGCCAGAUCGUAUUGAAGAGGUAAACUCAAAAAUAUUACAGAAAAUAAUCGAAGAUACAGAUUACGUAGCUGUUUUAUUCUGUAAGUAAAAUACAUUGUUUCUCUAAUACAUUAUAGGUAAUGUUAAUAUUAUUAUUAUAUUACCAUGUUUAAUAUGUUGAAUUUGAUAAAUAACAUUGAAUUAGGUCCUGAACGAUCAGAAUGCACUUUGAAGGAUAUUCGUGAGUGAAAUGGUUGUAACCCAUUUUCAGCUAUACAUCCAUCAGGCAUCCCCUUAGAAAUGUAUUACCUUUCAUAGCUUUAUCCUUGCAGUAGCGAGAAUGUCAUUUAAAAUGUUUUCUUUCAAAUAAUUGUUUUAACAUUAUAGUUAUCUUUUCAGACAAAGUUGGCUGUAAGAAAUGUGCAAAAGCAUUACAAGAACUAGAGAAUAUUGAUGAUGAAGCAGAUCAGUUGGGCAUUGGUUUUGUAAAAAUACACGACUCAAGUUUAGCAGAUGAGUACAAUUUAGGAGACUUGCCUAAGUUGGUGUAUUAUCGGCAUCAAAUACCAAUUGUUUAUGAACGUCAGUGGUUUGUCAAACGACAUAUUUAUAUAUAAUAGUUAAAUAUUUUUAUUAACAAGGUUUUUGAAACAUUAAUGUUCUCAAAUUUAGAUGAAUUAACUAGAGAAGAAGAUGUACUCGAAUGGUUAGUACAGAACAAAUCUACAGGAGAUGAAGAAGAUGUCAUCGAAGAUGUUACAUCAAAAACGUUGGACACUCUUAUUGGUUCUGUUGAUAAUCUUGUUGUACUAUUUUGUAAGAUUUUAAAUAUUAUUUGUGUUAGUUAAUUAAAAUUGAUUUAAAAUGGAAAACUACUUAAAUUUGUUUAGAUGAUAAUGACGACGAAGAUUCUUUAAAAGUUUUGAAUGAAUUAGAAAAAAUUGAUGACGAUUGUGACCGACAUGGGAUACAAUUUGUAAAAAUUGAAGAUCCUCAUGCAGCUUCAUCGUUUGGUUUGAAUUCUGUUCCCGCGGUUGUUUACUUUGAAAAACAAAUACCAAACAUUUACGAUGGUGAUAUUGAAAACGAAGACGCACUAUUACAAUGGCUUAUUGAUCAACUUCAAAAAGAUGAAAUCGAAGACAUUACUAACGAGAUGAUGGAUCGUCUUAUUAAAGAAGGGAAAAAUAUUGCCGUAUUUUUCUGUAUGUAUUCAAUGUUCUCGUUUAAUAUAGCUACAGGGUGACUCCAAAGGGGGGAUAAGGGUCACGGUACCCUAGCCAGUAUUUUUUUUAUUCAAAACAACUUUAAAAAAAAGAAUUAUACUAUAAACUAUUACAAACACGUAUAGUUAGAGGUAUAUAUUAUCUAAACUAUGAAGUAUAAAUACAUUAUAAAAUAUAAAAUAUGCUUUUUGUUGUACAGUUUUCUGAAAAAUAUGACUUAGCUCUCCUAACCAAGUUUCUGGAACCAUUCUUACAUACUUAUAGUAAAAUUAGUAUGACGUAAAUAAAAAAAUAUAUAUGUAUGUUUUUAGAUGAUAAUAAUGAUAAAAAAUCUCAAAAAGCGUUAAAUGAACUUGAAAACAUCGAUGAUGAGUGCGAUACGCUAGGAAUAGUAUUCGUAAAAAUAGACGAUGAAGAAGAAUCAAAACUGUACGGAAUUGAAGAACUACCAGCCUUAUUAUACUUUGAAAACGGAGUACCAACACUUUAUAACGGUAUAAUAUAUUUUUAAAUGAAAGAGUAAAAGAAGUAUGAACUUAAUUUAGAUAUAUAUAUAUUAGAACUACAGGAUAUAUAAUUACUGUAGUUACUGGAUAUUAGAUAAGUACCUAUUUGACUAAAUUUCAUCUCCAAACAAGGCAAUGUCAAAUUAUUUUUACAAGUUUGAAAGUACAUAAUGGUAAAACAUUUUAUUCGGCAAAAAAUACAAUGUGAAAAGUAAAAAAGACAGGCAUACUUAACACGAUGGGUGAGCCACUACUGCAGGUGAGAAGUUGGGAAGGUAGGAUAUGUAUGGUAAUUUAAUGUAUAUCUGUAUGCAACGAAUAAUCAUUGUUGACAACAAACGAUUUUGAGUAGAGUUCGGUAUACAUAUUUUAAAAGUUCUUUUCUUUUUGGUAUAACAAUUUUAUCCACAUACUUGUAGUACCUAACGCAUAAAAAUUACGUAAAAACUCGCAAAGUUAAAAUGUCUAAAAAUAGUUCAACAAAUUUUGACAAAAAUCUUAUGUUUGUUUUUUCUAGACGUGAACAAAACAUUUUAGCGAUUUUUGAAAUAUUUACAGGCUUUUUAUGUUUACGAAUUUUUACAUAGUUUUUUUUGGUAGGUCCUAAGUGGAUAUAACUGUUUAACCAAACAGAAUUGCAUGGAAAUUUAACAGGAGGUUUAUUUUAGGUUGUUAUUAGUGGUUAAAAAAAAUUAGUGUCGUAAAUAUUACACCCUAACAAAUCUUUUAUAAACGAACUUCGCUCAGAAUCAUUUUUCGUUAGUAACUAUUAGUAAUUAUAUCUUUGCUUACAAAUAUAAAUUAAUAACGUUUAUAUCCUACCUUCCCAACUUCCAACAGUAGGCGCACCCAUUAGCAAUGUUAGCUCUUUUAUUUCUUUUGUAAUAUUAUUUUUAAAUUAUAUUAGUAUAAUUUCAUCAAUAUACUACAAUAAUUUCAAUUACAUUUUAGGAGAUUUGGAAGACGAAGAAAAAGUAUUGGAAUGGCUUAGUUAUCAAAUAAAACAUGAUGAAAUCGAAGACGUGACUGAUGAAAUGCUUGAUAUUCUUAUUAAUAAAUUAUCAAACGUGGCGGUUUUAUUUUGUGAGUUAAACAUACUCAGUAAUAAAUAGUACAAUUAUACACUUAUGCGAUAUUUUCAGAUGAUAAAAACCAAAAAAAAAGUCAAAAGGUUCUGACUGAGCUGGAAAAUAUUGAUGAUGAAUGUGACCAGAGUGGAAUUGCGUUUGUAAAAAUAAGUAAUAUCGAUGAAGCUCGGGAGUAUGGAAUAACAGCAGUACCAAAAUUAAUGUAUUUCGAAAAAAGAAUUCCACAUAUCUAUAAUGGCGACUUACUAAAAGAGGAAGAAGUUUUAAGUUGGUUAAUACACCAAAAAAGACAUUCAGAAAUCCCAGAAGUCACCGAUGAAAUUGUUGAUAAACUCAUUGAGUCUGAACCUUACUUGGCAGUAUUAUUUUGUAAGUAAUAAUUUAUUUGUAUGGACUUAGUAAUACAAUAUAUUACUAAAUCCAAAUAACCUAUAAUAUAGUAUUAUAUUGAAUAAAAUAUGACUGCGUGAAAACAGAAAAGUGUGACCAAUAAUUUUUAAAUCUGAGUUAUAAAUUAUAUUUAUACCUACAUAUUAUGAUUUGUGUAAAUAGAUGACAAGGAAGAUAAAGAAGAUAUUCGUAUAUUAAAUGAAUUGGAAAAUAUUGAUGAUGAACUAGAUAAAGAAGGUAUUGUUAUAGUACGUUUAGACGAUGAAAAUGAAGCUAAAGAAUAUGGAAUAGAUCAUUUACCUACAUUAGUUUACUUUGAAAACAAAAUUCCAGCUAUUUAUGAAGGUAAAUAAUUAAUUUUAUUGUAUUGAAAAUUAUGAUUUUUUUUUAUUAAAUACAAGUAGAACACAUUACACAUUUUUUUUUUAAACAUUAUUUUAGGCGAACUCAUAAACGAGGAACAAGUAUUAAAAUGGCUUAUCGAGCAAAAAACUACUGCUACCAUUGAAGAAGUUACUGACGAGAUACUCAAAACUCUCAUCGCUGAACAUGAAUACGUUUUGGUUUACUUUAGUGAGUAGACAAAAAGAAACAUAAUUUCUUUACUUUUUUUUUUUUUUUUAAUGCUCACAUUAAAUUUAGGUGGCAGAUGCGAAGAAGGAGAAGAAUGUGAUAGUAUACUAGAUGGUUUUGAAAAUAUUGAUGAUGAACUAGAUGAAACCGGAAUAGUUUUUGUUACCACAGAAGAUGCGUCAAUUGCUAGAGAAUAUGGACUUAAAACAUUCCCAUCAUUAGUGUUCUUUAGAAACAAAGAACCACUAGUUUAUACAGGUGAUUUAGAAGAUGAAGAUGAGGUUUUAACUUGGCUCAUAGAUGAAGAAACUCUUAAGGUGCCUGGACGUAUUGAGGAAGUUAAUACUAAAAUGCUAGAAAAAAUAUUAAAUGAAAAAAAAUAUGUUGUUGUAUUUUUCUGUAAGUUAUUUCUAACCAUAAUAAGUUUAUAACUACUUAUAGUAUAAAUGUACUUACAUUUUUGUUUAUAGAUAAAGAAGGAGACAAAAAAAGUCAAAAAAUAAUCGCUGAAUUGGAAAAUAUUGAUGACGAAUGUGAAGAAAAAAACAUUCAAUUUUUAAAAACUUCCGACGAAGGAAUAGAAAAAGAAUAUGACUUGCCUGGGUUGCCAUCAUUAUUAUUUUACAGAGAAAAAUUCAGAAAAGUAUACGCAGGUAAAAUUUUGUAAACGUCUGUGAGAAGUAUUUUAGAAUUUUGAAUAACACAAUAUUAUAUUUGAUAGGAGAUUUGAUGCAUGAAGAAGCCAUUUUAGAAUGGGUUCUUGACUUACACGAAUCCGAACCGGAUUUUAUUGAAAGUGUCGAUAGAAAGACAUUGCAAACUUUAAUUAAUGACGUUGAACAUUUAGCAGUUUUCUUUUGUACGUAUACAAUGUAUUUUUUUUUAUAUAAAAAAUAAGCAUAAUUAUAAUAAAUAUACACUUAUUCAUAUUUCAAGCAUUCGAAAAAUAUUAUUACUCAUCUGUAAAUAAUAAUUAAUAUAAUUUUAAAUUAGACAAAAAUUAUUAUAUUAUAUAGUAUUUUGGUUUUAUUAAUUUAUUAGAACUUAUUUUCCGAAAUUACCACUGAGUCACGAGGGGAACCGAGUUAGCAUUACUUCUUCCGGCCCGGGACACAUUCAGUCAGAGUCACCGGCCUAAGGGCGUAACAGCGCUAGAAUGUAUUAGAACUAUAGUAAUAAAUACCUAAAUACCUAAAUUCUCUGUUACACACAAGAAUAAGAUUGAAAUAUAGAAUAAAAAGUAAUUUAAUUUGAAUUCAGAAUUAGAAAAUGCUAAAUAAUUGCAAACAAAAAACAAUUUGACUGAAGCUCGAUUAAACAUUUUUAUUCUAGUUGUAUACAGUUUAACUAGGUACUUACAGAAUAAUAUUUAUAAUUGGUUGAUUUUAUACAAAAUUGUCUAAACAAAUUUAAUUUGUCAUUUUUUAAAAAAUAAAUUCAUAUCGCAUUAUUAUUCAUUAAAAUUUUAAAGUUAUUUCACCAAUUCAUAUUUAAAAAAAAAGUUUUAAAUUGUAUUAAUUGUUAUUUUUUGUAACAUUUACUUAUAUUACUUACUUAUACAAAACAAUUUUAUUUUAUCAUAUAUUUUAGACGAUGAUAAAUGCGAGGCUUGUCCUAGUAUAUUAGAAGAAUUGGAAACUAUAGAUGAUGAUACCGAUAAAGAAGGUAUUCAAUUUGUAAAAUCAACCGAUUCGAAAUUAGCGUCAGAAAUCGGUAUUUUCAGUUUUCCCGCAUUAGUUUAUUACGAAACAGGAGUUCCAAUCAUGUACGACGGUAAGUUUGUAUAAAAAUCAAUACACAAUAAUAUUAUAAUUUAUUAUUAAAAAACAUUAACGACCGAAUCAAAGUAUAAUAAGUUUUCGAUAAAUACUGAUUUACAAUAUUGUAUGUAGUACCUAUAUCAUAGUUAUUAAGUCAUGUGUAUAUUAUUAUAUGUUUUGAAAUAAUAUCGAUUAGAACAUCAUAAAUUAGGUAUAUGUACUUAAAAAUAUUCACACGUCAGAUUAAUUUUAGCUUAGAAUAAUACUACAUACCGUAUAAUACACUUCAAACGUUAUGAUAACAUUACCUAUAGUAAUUACUGAUUAUAUAUAAUUGUAUUCAUACGCAAGUAUAAAAUAUGUAUAUUAAAUAACAUAAUUUUAAUAUUUUUAAUUUCAUACACCAAAAAUACCCAACCUAUACAAGGUAUAGGUACAUUAGAGAAUAUAAUAUAUUUAACAUAUACCUAUACACAUUGUUUGUUUUUAGUUUUUUUAUAGAUAUUUGUAUUCAAAUACAUAUUUCUAUAGUUUUAAGUUAUUAUAACUUAUACUAAAUUUGUGAAAAUAAUGAUUUUUUAUAAUUCCUUAAUCAUAAAAAAUAUUGAACGAAAAUUGUAUACUCGCGUUUUUCAAUGGCUUCAUAUUAGUUCUAACCAAGGUCGGUUUAAGGUAUAGGCUUAUAGCGGUAUCGCCGACAUUUUGAUAGGAUCGGCAUUUUUUGCUCCGAUUGUAAAUUCUAAAAUAAUAUUAAGUUAAGUAUAAUAUUAAGUAAAAACAUUAAGAGAACUAUAAAAAUCAAAUAAUAGAAUUAUUUUUGAACAUAUACGUAGUAAGUACUGAUGAUUUUUUUAACAAAAAAAGAAACUUUUCAAAAAUAAAAAUAGAAGAACAGUAAAAUUAUAUUUUGAUCACAAAUCGCUCAAGACUGUUAAGUAAGGUUAAAACAAGAAAAACACGUUUUUAAUUUAAUAUUGUAAAUACUGUUAUUGUAUUUAUUUUUCCCGAGAAUAACUUUCGGUUAGUAAAAACGCUCAGAUUUUUUUUAUGUUAUACCAUGUCAUACCUUAAUAGAUAUAAAUUUCCCAAUUUGUGGAAAUUUAAUUGAACCUUUUUUCGAAAUUCCUAAUACUUUUUUCAAAUAUUUGCUUUUUAUAUAUUUUUUUAAACCAUUAUAUUGUGAUUAAAAUACUUUGAUUUUCUCACGCAUUGCAGUACUUUAAAAAAAACGCGAAAUUUUCACCCAAUGGUAUUUUGAUUGAACAUUUUUUCUAAAGUUCCUAAAAUUUUACCGAGCAUCACUCGAAGUAUGGCUAGCUAUAUUCAAAUUUAUAUUCACUAUUUAUUUUUAACACUCUGUUAAAUCUAAAUUGCAUGUUAUAAAUACAAUAAAAUGGUUUUUUUUUUAUUUAUGUUUUUGGUAUUUAUCUUAAUAAUUUACAAAGAUACCUUGAGCUCAAAACGAAAAUAUAUAUUGGUAUUAAAAGCAAUUUUAGAUUAGACCACCAUAUUUUAGAUUAGACCUCCAUAGUUUUGUGAACUAAUAAUCUAUCUUAUUCGUAAAAUGAAGACUCAAAGUUGUGAUGACUUUUUUACUCAUUAAAAAUAAUAGCCCUCUAAAAUUUUUAGUUGAUUAUAUAGGAUUGAACGCCAAAUUUAAUAUUGCCUAAGUGUAAAAAAUCACUUAUACCGGUCUUGGUUCGAACUUACUUACUAUAAUAAUAUUUGUGUAAGUGAAUGUACAAAAUAUGAUUUACAUUUACAUCGUAAUUCGAGAUACUUGUUAAUUUUAUUUAUUUUUUUAUAAAAUAUCAUAUUAUUGUAUAAUAUUAUAACUAUAGCGUGUACUCUAAUUCGAGGAUUCUGUACAUAAUAUACGCAGAAUUUUACAAUUUCCUAAACAUUUCUUACAUUAAAUUUAGGAAAUUGUCAAAUACUGCUGAUAUACUUCGUAUAGGUAUUAUGAUACAAUUUCGAUUGGUAUAUAUCGUUAUAAAAUAAAAUCCUUUCUUACACUCGUGUUUACAUACUCGCCAUUCGAGCGUAGUACUUUGAAAUAACAUUUUUUUCAAUUCAAUCGACAAUAUUAAAUUAUAUAGAAUUAUAUAUUUCACGAAUAAAUAAAAUUACUCUGUUUUAUUUAAUAUUGUUAAAACCGUUACAUUCGACCACUCCAUAUAAAGUGUGCAUCAGUAAACAUAUAAUAUACUGAGUGGCUCAGUAUAAAAAAACAUUUUUAUGGCCCGUAAUAUUAUUAUAAGAGUUAGAUAUUCAGGUCGCAAGUCUAACGGUGAAGUUAAUUUUGAAUAUUACAUAAUUUUUUUAUUUUAAAUAUUUUUAAGAAACAUAUACUUAUUUAAUUUAACCAUUGUGUUAAGUGACCUAAAUAACCUUAGUAAUCUUUUAGUGUUAUAAACAUUUUGUUUAUGCCCAGCCACACGAUAUUAUAUAUUUACUGAUGCAACUGCUUAAGAUACUAAAUUCGGAAAAUGUACAAUGGGAAUUUUAAUUUGUAACGAAACUAUACAAAUCGAUUACUAUGAGUAAUGAUUACAUUAAGAGACCAACAAAUUGUAAAACAAUGUUAUUAUAAUAUAAUAUGUAGUAGUGCGUGUACCUAUUUAUUAUUUAUUAUACACAUUUUUUGUCUAAAAUGUUAUUAUAUAUUAUAUAUUGUGCUUAGGUAACCUUAAGAAUAGCGGGAAAGUGUUAAGUUGGAUAAUUGAUCAAAAAAGUAAGCGAUACAUAAUAUUAAUGUUAAUGUAUUUAAAUGAUUUAAAAUAAUGUUUCGGAACACAAUAUUCUCGAUAAUCGUUAACAUAUUCUAUGUGGUAUUUAGGUGGUAAAAAAAAACCUCAAGAUACGAAAUCCACUAAAUAUUUACAAAAAAUUGAGCACACAGGUAUCUUUAUAAUUGUAAAAAAAAUCCUCACGUGUUUGAAUGUGUAAAAAAGUUUUAAUGUUGAAUUAGACAUCAGAUACCGAUUUUCUAAAAAUAUAAAUCGGCAUCUGUCCAGUAGCUAAUUAUAAUAACAAAAUAUUUUUAACAUGGUUUCUCUAUUCCUAUCAAGAUGGCCUCAUUUUUAAAGUGGUGAUGUCAUAUGUGUUCUUAAUUUGUUUUUUUUUCUACAUUUUAAUUAUCGCUCAUUAAAUUAUUAACAAUACAAGAGUUACAAAAAAAAAAAUUACAACUAAAUCUCCCAUACAAAAUUUUAUUUAUUUUGAUCCUACCUUGUAAAAUUAUUGCUAUCAGAUUAAUAUAGUAAUACUUACAUCAUAAUACGUAUAUUGGUUCUAAAAAUUCGAAAUACUUCAUAGCUAGCAGUUACUAAUAACAUUUUUAAUAUAAUCUGUAAAUUAUAAAUAGAUUCGUUAAUUAUAUAAGUCCUAGGAAAUGUAAAUUCACAAAAUUCAAUUUUACAAUUUAAUUUACUAUAUUUCCAAAAUGCAUUUUGAAAGGCACUACACUUAUAACUCUUCAUGUUAAUUUUAAAAAAAAAAAACGUUUCCACAUACAACACAUGUUGUGAAUUUUUAAAUAUUGAAGGAAAAAAAUUGUAAUUACUUUAAUAUUUACUAAUAUUAGGUAAUUUCCAAGUUGAAUGUAUUUAGCAAUAUUGAAGAAAUUGUUCAAUUAAAAUUAACGAAUACAUCACGCAUUUAAACUUAUGAGCGAUAAAUAAUACGUUUAUUACAAUUUGUUUAAGUUAUAAUAAUUAUCCUACAUCAGCAACCUAAUUUUAUUAGACAGGGAUACCUACAUGAUAAAAUACCAUUAAUAACAAUCUAUGCCCAUUUAACUCUCACGGUGAAAUGAUAAAAAUAAAAUAUAUGACCACUUUUCGAUAUUAUUUUGUUAUAUUUAUAUCCAAAACUAAUAUUGUUCCGAAUAUUUAAUUAUUUAAAUACAACUUCUAUUUACUAUAUUUAGUAUAAUAAAUUUGUAAAUGUUGUUUUUAUUUUACUAACAGCUUGUCGUCUGCAGCAUUUUGUUCCAUCACAUCCUUGUUAUAUUCAAGCUUUUGUUCAGCAUUUAUAAUUUGAAAUUCAUUUACGUAUUUGUCACCUUUUUCGUCAAUAAUUUGUUCACGAUGUCUUAUUAUUAAAUACAAAAAAAAAAAAUUGCUAAUAUAAUUUGGCUUUUGCUGCAGGCGACAGCUGUUUUUACAUCGGUUUGGGAAACACUAAGACCAACACACCGACAUUUGAGCCAUACCAAUGUUGUCCGAAACCUCAAUCACAAUCUACAGGAAAGGAGAAGACCAAUGUCAAAAAUGAAAAAACAGGAGCUGGAAAGGAAAAAACAGGAAAACCUAUAAAGAAAGAACCUAAGGAUAACGAGCAAAAAGCGAAUGGCAAGCCUGAUAGUAAUAACAAGAAAAAAGAUAAAAAAAACAAAAAAGAUAACGGAAAAGAUUCCUGGUGGUGGUAAAGCCUUUUGAUCGUCUGAAAUAUGACACACAAAAACUAAAAAAAUGAAAAUUUUCAUUUAAAUUACAUUUAUACAAAUAAAAUAUUGUCCCCACAUUUGAACAAAAACUUAAAAUUUGGGCUACAAAAAAGUUAUUGGUGUUUUGGUUUUUAAAGACAAAACUUUUAAGUAAAGAUACUAUUAUAUUCGAAAUAAAUAUCCAUAACAUUUUUUGGCGAAUCUAAUGUAUUAACUAUUUUUUUUUUCUAGACAUGUUAUGCACUACUCUAAUAAUUUUCUAAUAUUAUCUGUAAUUCACCCUAAGAAUAAAAUAUCAGGACUAUUAGGUAUUAGGGAUUAAAUAUAAUGGUGAAAAAAGAAAAUGUGAUUUUGUGCAAAUAUGGUUUUUUUUUAAAUUUUACUAAUUCUUUUCAAAAAAUUUUCAUUUAAAAACAUUUUAUCUUCAAAUUUGUCUUAUGAGCUGUUAAAAUAUAUGCAGGUGUAUUUAUAACUUAUAUUGAUAUAAUCCUCAAUAUUUUUAACAAACAUUUUGAAUCACUGUAAAUAUAGAAUACAUUUCAAAUAAGCUAAGUAAAUUGUCUACUCUAAAAAAUUAGACUAUUCUUUCUCAUCUAAUUAUAAAGAUUUUGAGAUCCUAAUAUUGAAACUAGAAUGAUGACGUCCUAAUAAUUUUACAUUUAUUUUGGUUUUUUUUUAAAUGUCUUUUGGGCUUCAGAAACUAAAAUAUUAGAAACUUGCUUUUAUUUAGUCAUCAUCAUUGAAGUAUUGAUGCAUUUUUCUGUACAAUAUAAUAUAUUUAUAUAUUUUUUUUUUCGAGGCCCAGGCACUUAAUGAUUAUUAAUUUAAUUUUUAUUAAAAUACUUAAUAGCUUAAAUGUAAGAAACUCCUCGUAAAAUAGCAAUGUAUCCCAAAUAUAUUUUAAUUUAUAAUCAAUUAAUAUAUAAGUAAUUUUAGGUAGUAAAAGUUACAAAAAUUAAAAAAAUUGGUAAAAAAAAACCAUUUAAUUGUCUACCUAUGUACAAUAAAUUAUUUAUUUUUUGUUCAACAACUAUAUUUCUAAAUAUUGUCCAUUACACAUCAAAUUGUAUGUUGUAUUUAAAAUUAAAAUACCAGAAAUGUAACAUCUAUUAUUGUAUUUAAGUAAUAAUUAUCUAUAUUAACUACUGACUACUGUCAACAAUUUAUUAGAUUUUCGUUGUCUUUAUUUUACUCAAUUAAAUUGCUCAUUAUAUUUUUAGUCAUUAUAUAGUUACUUUAUUCAAUUUAUUGGAUUCUAUUUGAAUUAUUUAUUAUUAAAUAUUUACAAGAAUGUAUAAAUAUUAAUUUAAAUAAUUUAAUUUUACAAUUUACGAGUAAUGUUAAAAUCAAUUUUAAAAAGGCUGUUAUUUUCUCCCGUGUAAAUAUAAUAUUAAUUAUUUAAUGUUUUCUCUGAUUUUGCUCAUGUAGAAACUUAAUUUAGGUCAGUUUUAAUUAGCUUGAUUUACUCAAAUUAAUUUUAACAUCGUAUUUCUAACAUUGUUGAUUAUUUUUUUAAUAAAAAUCAUAUUUAUGUUUAAAUAUAAGUAUGUUAGUUGUUACAUUUAAGGUUUACCAAAAAAAUAAAAAAAUUAAUAUGUACAAAAUAAUGUAUUAAUAAAAUCAUUACUGUUGUUGAAGUUUAAUUUUUGUUUACUAUUAUUUUGUUUUUGUCGUAAUAGUUCUUCGGAGUUAAUUUAUUGUAAUAUGUAGUGAAAGUCGGAUUAAAGUAUAAUAGGUAUUAAUAUUAUUUUUUAAUGCAACAGUUACAUUUUAAAUAGUUGUAAUUCGAAUAAAUUUUUAAAAAUAUUUACUAAUACUUUUUGGUGAAAACAACUCAUCGAUUACCUGUAUAGUUUAACUAUAAUAUAUAUGCUGUAUUUUUGUCUUUUUUUUAAAAUUAUUAUUCAAGGAGACAUCGGUAACGAAAACGAAGUUCUUCGGUGGAUGAUAAAACAAAAGACAGACGAAAGCAUUGAGCAUAUAGAUAGAGAACAAUUAUUUGAAUAUAUUGAUAACCAAGAUUUUUUAGCGGUUGUCUGGUGUAAGUAUGAAUACUGAGUAAAAAUAAAAUAUAGUUAAAUAAUAAUAUCAUUAUCUAUAACUACUUUUGUACGUUUAGUCGUCGAGGGUGAUACUAGAGUGCCCAGAAUUUUACGACACAUCGAAUUGAUUGACGACGAAGCUGCGGAAUACGGCAUAAAAGUGGUUAAAUGCAGUGAUCGAUUAAUGGCCAAAAAACACGGAUUCCGAAGUCCUCCUGGUAUUACCUAUUUUCGAAAGAGCAAAUACAUUAACUACGACGGUUAGUUAUUGACAAAUAAUUAUAAUAAAAAUAUAAAAACUGUUUAAAAUUAUGUGACUGUUUAAAAUAUUUAUCCAUAAUAUUACCUAUAUGCAUCUCAGGUGACAUAGACGACGAUGAAGAAAUUUUAGAUUGGCUUACCGAUCCGUCUAACAUGGAACUAACCGAACAUAUAGAAAAAGUAAACAGGAAAAUGUUUGCCAAAAUCAGGCAGAGUUCAGAAAACGUAGCGGUGUUCUUUUGUGAGAUUAUUUUAUUAUUUUAUGAACGCACUAGCAAUUUGUUACAGUACUUACCUAGUCGGGGUGAUGUUUAAUUGAUUGCAUUUUUUAGAUAGUGACGAUUGUAAACAAUGCAAACAAGUACUGAUGGAAAUUGAACACAUAGAUGACGAUGCGGAUGCCGCUGGAAUAGAUUUCGUUAAAAUUGAUGAUAAAAAGAUGGCUAAAGAGUGCGGAGUAUUUGCAUUACCGGCAAUAGUGUUCUUCAAAUUAGGGUCCAAAGACUCUACAAUUUACGCAGGUAAUUAAAUAAUAUUAGCUUUGAACUUUUUUUCGUAUUGUCUAAAUACAUUAGCGGAAACACGGUGUCAGUGCCCCUCUACCCUAUUGACCGUAUUUAAAAAAUAUUAUUUUCAUAAUUAUUUCAUUUUUAUGUUACCUACUUUAGUCUUUAUAGUGUAUGCAGUUUAUAUAGUAUAGGUCAGAGGCGGCUAUCCUAAAAAAUAUAGGUCUUACGAAACAAAAAAUAACUACCCAACAAGGGCGAAGUAAAGCAACUCUAAAAACAAAAUAGAUAUGUAAUAUGUAUACAUUUAAAUAAAAAGAAUUUAAAAUAUGAACAGUAUAUUCUGUACGAGGUACGUAACAACGAUAUACUAAAAACCCACAAUGAUCUGGCGUUUCUCUCCCCCCCCCUCAAUAUGUAAUCCUGGCUACACUACUACUAUAAAUAUUUGCAAUACCAGAGGAAUUUAUAGUAAGAAUUUGUUUCAGGAAACCUGUACGAAGAAACGGAUAUACUGAAUUGGCUUCUUGUUCAGAAAAACCCCCAAGGAGAAAUAAUCGAAGAAUUAAACGGCCAGGAUUUAAAAAACGCCGUAGCGUCUUCGGAAUCGAUCGCAGUAUUUUUCUGUAAGUUGUCAAUCUAUUUUUUAACAAAACGCCUGUCUUGACUCAUCGUACCCGUUACCCAUAAUAAUUUUAUUACAAUAUAUUAUAACGGUAAUACUGUGGUAUAGUGUCAAAUAUGAGUGUGUUGUCCGGCAUAUAGGGAAUGGGACGCUGUGCGAACGCUGUAAGGCGUCCAACACCAAAGCGUUCCGUAGACAUCAUAAAUCAUCGCAACAACAAAACGGUGUCCAUAGCGAUGUGAAAAAAAAAGAAGGAAAACCGGAUGUUAUUGUGACGGAAUCAGUCGUUAAAGAAGAUAAUAGUAAAAAUGGUGAUAAAGAGGCCGAUGAUGAUAAUGAUGAUGAUGAUGAUGAUAAUGAUGAAAACAAUGACAAUGAUGAUAGUGAUUCCACGGAAAAUAAUAAUAAUAUCCAUGCUAAUACUCAAGGAAACAAUAACAAUAAUGGUACCUCACCUAAGAGCUGCAGGGGAUAGAGGCUUUGAUGAUAAAGCGCAUUUAAGACUGCGAAUCAUUGGCUUUUUUAAUUUUUUGGUGCUCAGAAUAUAUAUGCAUGUAUGCAUUUAAUCUAUAAGCUUUGGUUUAGAAAAAAAAAAUUAUUAAUGACGUAUUUUAAAAUUAUUUAAUAUCACUCCAAAUCGUUUUUCAACUGACAUACUAUAUUUCAAAUUAGUUGAUAUUUUAUAAAGACCGACUUCCGUUUUAUAUUAGUUAACUACAUUAAAUAAUUAAUUUCUAUUUAACUGAGGAGCUUGAGAAUACAUUUCUGCGAGUUAAAAAAAAAUCUACGGAUAUUAGACCUUAUUGAAAAUCAUUUUAUAUACCUACCAGAUACCUAUUACCUAUUUAGAAUAAAUGUAUUAUUAAUUAUUAGUUACGGGUAUCUAAAAUAAUAUAUUUUCAGACAAAUUUUGACUACCUAGAUACCUAAAUUUCGGUCCACACUAAAACAACACACAGGUAUUUUUCAAUUGAAAUAUAUAGCUACUUCAAAAAUUGAAGUAGUGUUAAACGUGCUUAAUACCUGCAUAAAUCGAACGCAUCAUAUUUUAUUAAAUACAGUUCAAAAUUGUAUGAAAAUAUAAAAUAGAUAUUACAAAUUGUGAAUUUAAAUUAAUGUUUCAAAUAUUAUAUUAAUUUUAUUUUAAUUGUGAACAAAUGUUAAACCUACCAUCUCAGAGUAUGCUUUAACGAACUUCGCUCCGAGUCGUUUUUCGUUAGCAGUGAUUUAUCGUUGCGUACAAAUAUAAAUUAAAUAACUUUAUAAUAUAUCCUACCUUCCCAGCUACCCGUCCCCAGUACCAGCUCUUUUUUUGUGUAUUUUUGUAAAACCUUUUUCUACCGGAAGUCUUGCUCCAAUCAAAAACUCUAAGGACCUUUCUUGUAGAAUUUUUUUAUUUAGUUAGUAAAUUGAAUACGUCAAUUUUUUGUAGUUUUCUUAAUAACCAGAAAAAACUGGUAAUUUUUUUACGAUUUUUGUAUAAUACCCUUCCUUUUAAUUACUCUUCUAAAACAAUGAUACGUCCACCAGUAGUAUUAGCCUUUUACUAGUAUACUAUUACUGUAUUUGUUUUACAACUGAAUUGUCUUAUUCAUUUUCUAAAUUAAAAGAAGUCGGUUUGUUAUAAUAUUUGACCUAGACUAGAUGUGAAUCACUGUGUAACAUGUAGAUUAUAAUAACACAUUUGUCAUAGCUGUAUAAUUUAGACAUAAAUUUAAUAUUACGUAGGUAUUCAUGUUUAUUAUGUUAUAUAUGUAUAUAAAAUACUUAUAUUUUCAGAUAAUGAAGACGAGUGUGAUACAUGUACAAGUAUAUUAGAGGAACUCGAAAAUAUAGACGAUGAUUGUGAACGACACGGGAUUUCUUUUAUUAAAACUCAGGUAAAUUGUUAAUUUGAAAACAAAGUGGAAGACAGGAAUAUUUUAACCAUACAACAAUAAUAAUUAUGCAAUAAUAUUUAUGGUACUUAGGAUCUUGAAGCUGCUGAACAAUACGGCGUAUCAAAAUUACCGGCAUUGGUUUACUUCGAGCAUUCGGUACCAAAUCUUUUUGGAGGUAAAUUAUAAGUUGUGGUGAUAUAUUAUUAUACAUAUUUUUAAUAAAUUAUUAAUAACUACUAUUAUUCUAUAAAUAAAGGGGACUUAAAAGAAGAAGAAGAAGUUCUUCAAUGGUUAAUAACACAAAGAACAGAAGAUAGAAUUGAAUUAGUCACUAGAUCUAUGUUAGAGACAAUUGUUCAGGAAACACAAUAUUUGGCGGUAUAUUUUUGUAAGUUAUUACAUAUUGAUAGUUAUUAUUUUAGUUCAUAUAUAAAACAACCGUAUAUAUAAUAUAUAAUACUAUAAUAUUGUAUUCGAUAGUAAAUACAAUCAAUGAGUUGUAAUUUUUCUUAUAUGAAAUGUUCUACUGCAAUAAUAGUCAUUUAUUUUUAUUGUAAUUACACGUUAUUGUUGUAGAUAAACACGCAUGCAAUGUUUGCGACCAAAUUCUCGAAGAUUUAGAACGAGUAGAUGACGAGUGCGAUUUAUAUGGUAUACACAUGGUAAGAAUUCAAGAUCCACAGUUAGCCAAAAGGUAUUCAAUUAAGACAUUCCCAGCACUCGUAUACUUUAGAAAUGGAAAUCCUCUAUUGUAUGAAGGUUGGAUCACGAAUUUUAUAAAAACGUGUGUAUAAGAUAUUUUAACAAUCUAUAAUUGAACACUGUUUUCAGGUGAUUUACAAAACGAAGAAUCGGUUCUUGAAUGGUUAAUAGACGAUGAUAACCGUGAACUCGCUGAUGAAAUCGAAGAAGUAAACAGCCGAAUGCUGGAAAGGCUAUUGGACGAGUCAUUACUAUUAGCGGUGUUUUUCUGUAAAGAUAUUCUAUAACCCGAAUAUUUUAUUUAACCGAAGUUUGAUAAUAAUUUAAAUGAAACAAUAUAAUGUCUAGACGAAGAAAACUGCGAAGAAUGCGGUGGUAUUUUAGAGGAAUUAGAAAUAAUUGACGGUGAAGCUGAUCUAUUUGGUAUCGACAUGGUUAAAAUAUCGGAUCCGGAUGUCGCAGCUAAAUACAACAUCAUUAGUUUACCGUCCUUGGUGUAUUUUAGAAAAAGAGUGCCCGAAGUGUUUGACGGUAAAAACGUAAAAUAGAUAUUAUGACGAAAUAGCGAGUACCUAAAAUGUAUAAAAAGAAAAAAAACAAAUUCACAAAUCACUAUACGGUAUUUAUAUAGGAGAUUUGAAUGACGAAGACAAGGUUUUGUCGUGGUUAACUUCGCAGGACGUGUUUGAAAUAAAAAACGAAAUCGACGAGGUGAACAAGAAAAUGUUAACGAAAUUACUCAAUGAAAACGAAUUUGUUACCGUGUUUUUCUGUAAGUAUAAUAUUAUAAUAGGUACCUAAUAUAUCUAUCGUACCAUAUUUUCGUAGAUAUCAUAUGAAAACUCACGGCGUUGUGUUUUUUGACAGACGAGAACGAUGUGCCCGAAAGCGCAGAAGUAUUGUCAAGGCUGGAGAAAAUAGACGACGAAACUAACAAUAUGGAUAUCACGUUCGUCAAAAUGGCGGACGCUCGAUACGCACGCAAAUGGGGUGUUACCAAACUUCCGGCCAUAGUGUAUUUCCGGAACAAGUUCCCAAGCGUUUAUAGAGGUAGGUAUCCUUUCCAUGAUUACCAAGGCCCUCCAUUUCACAGACACAGAACUAUAAUAAUCGGUAGAAAGUUUAUUAUUACGUCACGGCGAUUGUCAAUCCUAAGCCUGUAAAUGGAAAGGGAAAUUAGUGUUUUCAAAAAUUCUUAUUUCAAACCUUUUUUUACUUAUAUACGUUCGCGGUCCGAACAUCAAUAUCCCGAAAUGAGUAUUAUAUCUCCGGAAUGUUAUACCGUCCGAACGGAUAGAGUAGGUUAAAUUUGUUUUACUUCAAUACUAUUAUUUACUAUGUCGUAUAUUAUGUUUUUCCUACCCCGUAAUUUAAGUAAUUAUUUUAUUUAUCUUUCUUAAAGUUAAACUUAAAAAAAAAAAAAUAUAAAAUAAUAUGUGACAAAGGUCAGUCAAAAUGUAAUUUUACCAUGUAGAUUUUGACAAUUCAUAUCAUUCAUAAAUACGAUUAAAUUGACUUCUAUAAACUAAUUUUAAUUCGAUAAUUCGAAAAUCUUUAUCUUCUGGUAUUAACCCUAAGGUUGGUUCACAGUUUCCCAUAUUUUCUCCGCCCUAUCACAAGCUAGUCUCUUCAGUUAACUGUAGUUCGUCAGCCCUGCAUCAGAAAUCAUAUUUCUGAUUUAUGAUAUUCUUAACGGAAAUCUAUUUUUCUAUAAAGGUUAUAAUUAUCUCAUACCAAAUUAUUAUUAUAACAAUAGUGUAUAGGUAAUAUUAUUAAUUCAAAUAAAAAAUAAUUAUAUAUAUAUAUAUAUAUAUAUAUAUAUAUAUAUGUAUUAUAUAAUAAAGUAUAAUAUACAAUAUACACAUAUAAAGUAUGUAUGACUUUAUAAUAAUAUAUACGGUAUACCUAUAGACAUUAAAUAAUAUGUAUAGAAAAAGAACAAAAGUCUAAGUAAUAGUAAAACUGUGUGAAAACACGAUCUGUUUCAUUAUUAUAGUCUUAAAAGGACGGUAUGCCCGCAUCUGUCUCAGUCCAACUACCGGGUAACAUGCAAAAACAAUUCUUACGCAGAAUAAGUAAAACUUGUUUAAUUUUGAUUUUAGAGUAAAAGUACCUAUUAUAAAAUGUAUAGAGAACAAUAUUUUGCAAGGAGUGGCAUAGGGUUUUUGUAUUAUCUAAAAUAUACAACUCGAUAUAAAAUGUACAAAACCUUUAUAUUUUUAGUUUUCAAAUAAUUGUUACUUUUUAAUAGUUCAUAAUUCAAAAAAACAUAUGAAAUUCCCUUCGAAAUAUUUUUCCCUAUAAAUUUCAUAAUAGAUAUUUUUACUCUAAAAUCAAAAUUAAGCUAGUUUUACUUAUUCUGCGUAAGUAUUGUUUUUGUAUGUUGUCCGACAGUUGGACUGAGACACUAGAUGCGAGUAUGACGUCCUCUUAAGAAGGACUCUAACAUUAUUGUCAUUAUUGUUUAGAAUUUUUUCGAAUUUAUUAUUCAUGUUACAUGAUACUACAAUAAUUAACAAUAUUAUUAUUUGUAUUAUGGCUCAGCACUAUUUUAACAUUUACACUACAGUACAUUUUGUUCAAUAAAUUUUUCUCUUAAUUCUCAUUUUACAAUACAUGUUUUGUAAAAUAAUCAUACUGUUGAUUUUAAUAAGUAUAAAUAAUAACUUAGAGAUUUUGAAUAGCCAAGGUAUCGUUCAUAUUAAUUCUAUAUUAUAAGGGUUGAAUAUUUAAAAUGUAGUUAAGGAAAAUAAGUUUAAAAAUAUCUAAAGUAAAGAUAGAUUUUAAAAACAAUAUUCUAUAGGUACUAAUAUUUUUUAGAUAAUAAAUAAAACUUCUUUGUUUUGUUAUUUAUUUAAAAUGUUUCAGCAUAUAUUACAUGCUCUUACAAGUUUUGCAAUUUAUUCAAUUAUACAAUUUUUUAAAUCCAUGCCAUCUCAUCGCGUUUAAUUUUUGGUUUCCGGCGAUAUACUACUUCUUCACUAACACAACUAGUCACUAUAAUAAUUUAUUGCCGUCAUAAUAAUUUACUAGUAUUUUUAUUGUUAUUGUUUUGGAUUAAAACCCGUUUUCUGUUUAGUAAAUAAAUAGAUUUUUCCAUCAGGUUAUCCAUCUCUCUCCAAUUUUCUACUCUCAAACUCCCUUCCACCAUGUCUUUCCAUAUUUUCCUAUAGAAGUACAUCUUCCCUGGAGCUCCAUUUUUGUGUCGCCCUUUACUGGUUGAUUUUCUCCUGUCCUCAUUGUGUGUGGCCUAACCGUUUUAUCAUUUGCCUCACAUUGCUAGUUCCACCAAAUCGUACCUAUAAGUCUAUGUUAAAUCUCCUUCGAUCCUGCUGAUAUACGAUUCAGAUAAAAUAUACCUACGUUCCAAAAUAAUCCGGGUCGUCUGUAUUUGUGCUGCAGGAUGUCUGGAAACUGAAACCGAGGUGUUGGAGUGGCUGAAGAAAACUCGUUUCCGGGAACCCGAGCUCAACCUGUUCAUGUACGUGAUGAUAACCAUAUCUUUGGCAUUUGUCUUGUACACAGUGCUGCUGGUUUACGGGUUCAAAAAGAUCACGACGGCCCCGCCAAAAACUCCGUCGACCACAUCAUCGUGA